AUGGCAGGGGUCGAUGGAGAUACAUUUCCUGUUCAUACUAAGGACCAUGAAUCCAAACUUUCAAUCAAAGAUGAUGAUGAGACAGAAGUGGAUGAUUCACCUAUAGAACAGGUGAGACUAACAGUGUCAAUAACAGACGACCCUUCGCAACCAGCACUUACAUUUAGGACAUGGGUUAUUGGUUUGGGAUGUUGCAUUGUCCUUUCCUUUGUAAACCAAUUCUUUGGGUACAGAACCACCCCUCUAUAUGUCUCUACUGUGGCAGCACAGAUUGUUUCUCUCCCAAUUGGAAAAUUAAUGGCUGCAUCCCUUCCUACCACAAUAUAUAAAUUUCCCUUCCUCAAUUGGUCUUUCACAUUGAAUCCUGGACCAUUCAAUUUGAAGGAACAUGCCCUCAUUACCAUCCUUGCUUCUUGUGGAUCUGGUCCUUAUGCCAUUAACAUUAUCGUCAUUGUUAAGGCUUUUUACCACAGAAGUAUCAAUCCGGUUGCUGCUAUUUUGCUAGCACUGACAACUCAGAUGCUUGGUUAUGGAUGGGCUGGUAUUUUCAGAAAGUUCCUUGUGGACUCUCCCUACAUGUGGUGGCCUUCAAAUCUUGUUCAGGUGUCUCUAUUCAGGGCAUUUCAUGACAAAGAAAUUAGGCCUAAAGGAGGAAACACAAGGCUGCAAUUCUUUCUCCUGGUCUUUAUUGCUAGUUUUACAUAUUACACUAUUCCAGGCUACUUGUUCCCAUCAUUGUCAACCAUCUCUAUUGUUUGUUUGAUAUGGAAAAACUCUGUCACUGCUCAGCAGAUUGGUUCAGGAAUGAAGGGUCUCGGUAUUGGUUCAUUUACCCUUGAUUGGAAUACUGUUGCUGGUUUCCUAGGAAGUCCUUUGCCUGUUCCUGGUUUUGCCAUCAUCAACCAGCUUGCUGGAUUUUUCAUAUUUCUCUAUAUUGUGGUUCCCAUUACCUAUUGGAACAAUUUUUAUGAAGCCAAAAAAUUCCCUUUCAUCAGUCCUCACACAUUUGAUUCCACUGGUGCAGUAUAUAAUGUAAGCAGGGUUCUUAAUUCAACAACCUUUGACAUUGAUUUGGAUAGUUAUAACAAUUACAGCAAACUCUAUCUUAGUGUCAUAUUUGCAUUUGACUAUGGAUUGAGCUUUGCAACUCUCACUGCCACCGCUUCCCAUGUUUUCCUCUUCCACGGAAAAGAGAUUCUUCUGAUGUGGAGGAAGACAACAGCCGCACUAAAAGAUAAAGCCGGAGACGUGCAUACCAGAAUCAUGAAGAAAAACUACGCACAAGUCCCUGAGUGGUGGUUCAUGUCAAUUUUAGCCCUUAUGAUUAUUCUGUCCUUGGUAUGCUGUGAAGGCUUUGGCAAGCAGCUCCAACUUCCAUGGUGGGGAUUCUUACUUUCCUUAGUAAUUGCAUUGGUUUUCACUUUGCCAAUUGGUGUCAUUCAAGCAACAACAAACCUGCAACCUGGUUUAAAUGUGAUCACAGAGUUGAUCAUUGGGUUCCUUUACCCCGGAAAGCCUCUUGCUAAUGUAACCUUCAAGACUUACGGAUACAUCAGCAUGGUGCAGGCACUUACUUUUAUCGGCGACUUCAAAUUAGGCCACUACAUGAAAAUUCCUCCGAGAUCUAUGUUCGUAGCACAGUUGGUAGGAACUGUGGUUGGUACAUGUGUAAACUUUGGCACAGCAUGGUGGCUUCUAACAAGUAUUCCAAACAUAUGUAACCCAGAUUUGUUGCCAGAAGGUAGUCCUUGGACUUGUCCCGGCGAUGAUGUGUUUUACAAUGCUUCAAUCAUAUGGGGAGUAAUAGGACCACAGAGAAUGUUCACCAAGGACGGAAUUUACCCUGGAAUGAAUUGGUUUUUCCUCAUCGGUUUACUUGCGCCUGUUCCGGUUUGGUUCCUAGCUCGCAAAUACCCAAACCACAAGUGGAUUAGACUCAUCCACCUGCCACUUAUCUUUUCAGGUGGCGGGAAUAUACCACCAGCUAGAGCAGUGAAUGUUCUUUCUUGGGGAGUUGUUGGAAUUUUCUUUAAUUUCUAUAUUUACCAUAAGUACAAGACAUGGUGGGCUAGACACACUUACAUUCUCUCAGCUUCUCUGGAAGCUGGUAUUGCUUUCAUGGGUGUGUUACUCUUUUUUGCGCUUCAAAAUUACGAUAUCAUUGGUCCAGAAUGGUGGGGCCUUGAUGGAAGUGAUCACUGCCCCUUGGCUGUCUGUCCUACAGCUCCUGGUAUAAAAGCCAAGGGAUGUCCUACCUUUUAA
Messenger RNA from Lathyrus sativus (Indian pea), 2262 nucleotides. The record is from the annotation of a GenBank genome assembly. NCBI's taxonomy places the organism in Eukaryota, Viridiplantae, Streptophyta, Magnoliopsida, Fabales, Fabaceae.